AUGGAUAAUGCAGGUUGCACAGGUGGAUCAGCAUCAACUCCAGCAUCAAGCUCAACAGCUAACCCUCCUCCACCAGCAGACUGUCCAGCUGUCGGCACAUGCCCACAAAAUGAAGAUGAGAAUUCUAUUGCUAAGCACCUUCCACAUGCCUCUAACUGCAGUCAAUUCUGCAAAUGUGACCAUGGGAAACCCGUGACGUUCGACUGCCCUGCUGGACUCCACUUCAACCCUACUCUGGAGGUAUGUGACUGGCCAGAAAAUGCAGGUUGCACAGGUGGAUCAUCAUCAACUCCAGCAUCAAGCUCAACAGCUAACCCUCCUCCACCAGGAGACUGUCCAGCUGUCGGCACAUGCCCACAAAAUGAAGAUGAGAAUUCUAUUGCUAAGCACCUUCCACAUGCAUCAAACUGCAGUCAGUUCUGCAAAUGUGACCAUGGGAAACCCGUGACGUUCGACUGCCCUGCUGGACUCCACUUCAACCCUACUCUGGAGGUAUGUGACUGGCCAGAAAAUGCAGGUUGCACAGGUGGAUCAUCAUCAACUCCAGCAUCAAGCUCAACAGCUAACCCUCCUCCACCAGCAGACUGUCCAGCUGUCGGCACAUGCCCACAAAAUGAAGAUGAGAAUUCUAUUGCUAAGCACCUUCCACAUGCCUCAAACUGCAGUCAGUUCUGCAAAUGUGACCAUGGGAAACCCGUGACGUUCGACUGCCCUGCUGGACUCCACUUCAACCCUACUCUGGAGGUAUGUGACUGGCCAGAAAAUGCAGGUUGCACAGGUGGAUCAUCAUCAACUCCAGCAUCAAGCUCAACAGCUAAUCCUCCUCCACCAGCAGACUGUCCAGCUGUCGGCACAUGCCCACAAAAUGAAGAUGAGAAUUCUAUUGCUAAGCACCUUCCACAUGCCUCAAACUGCAGUCAGUUCUGCAAAUGUGACCAUGGGAAACCCGUGACGUUCGACUGCCCUGCUGGACUCCACUUCAACCCUACUCUGGAGGUAUGUGACUGGCCAGAAAAUGCAGGUUGCACAGGUGGAUCAUCAUCUACUCCAGCAUCAAGCUCGACAGCUAACCCUCCUCCACCAGGAGACUGUCCAGCUGUCGGCACAUGCCCACAAAAUGAAGAUGAGAAUUCUAUUGCUAAGCACCUUCCACAUGCCUCAAACUGCAGUCAGUUCUGCAAAUGUGACCAUGGGAAACCCGUGACGUUCGACUGCCCUGCUGGACUCCACUUCAACCCUACUCUGGAGGUAUGUGACUGGCCAGAAAACGCAGGUUGCACAGGUGGAUCAGCAUCAACUCCAGAAUCAAGCUCAACAGCUAAGCCUCCUCCAUCAGGAGACUGUCCAGCUGUCGGCACAUGCCCACAAAAUGAAGAUGAGAAUUCUAUUGCUAAGCACCUUCCACAUGCCUCAAACUGCAGCCAGUUCUGCAAAUGUGACCAUGGGAAACCCGUGACGUUCGACUGCCCUGCUGGUCUCCACUUCAACCCUACCCUGGAAGUAUGUGACUGGCCAUACCAUGCUGGCUAUGGUCCAACAUCAGCUACACCAACUACUGCAGAACCAAAGAGCUCCAUAGGGUCAGGUGAUCAAGACCCUUUCAAGUCAAUGGGAUCAUGUCGUGCUUAUGAUCUAGUCCUUAUUGCCCAGUAUCUUGCAUAUAAAACCAACAGUACUGUAUAUUGUAAACGAUGUAGCAAUAAUCUGGAUACGUCUGGAACACAUAAUAAAGUCAUACGGUUAAUGCUAAUAAACUCCCUCUUCAUUGGCAUGGACGCAAUACGUCAGAUAUAUACAAAUAUGUCUGUAGAUCAAAUGAAAUGUGCUAUAAAUUUUUGCUUUUAUACCGAUAUCAUAAUCAGCAUUCAUAACCGAAAGUAUCCACUAAAUUGGCAUCCAUCUCUAUAG
Messenger RNA from Schistocerca serialis cubense, 1908 nucleotides. Its product is annotated as chondroitin proteoglycan 2-like. NCBI's taxonomy places the organism in Eukaryota, Metazoa, Arthropoda, Insecta, Orthoptera, Acrididae. The transcript has 4 exons. The record is from RefSeq and is a predicted model, not a curated record. Gene Ontology annotation, cellular component: extracellular region. Gene Ontology annotation, molecular function: chitin binding. The coding region runs from base 1 to 1908 and encodes 635 amino acids.